Messenger RNA from Rotaria socialis, 696 nucleotides. Lineage: Eukaryota; Metazoa; Rotifera; Eurotatoria; Philodinida; Philodinidae. The record is from the annotation of a GenBank genome assembly.
AUGAGUACUACGGAUCUUCGAUAUCCUGCCGAAUCGAAUCCUCCGAGUUCGUCAAAAGCUCAAGAUGCACCUUAUUAUAGUGUUCCUCUGCCGGUUCCACCUAAUGAUCCACAAAAUGUACGACCUACAAGAUGUGUUACUGGUCUACGUUUUUUAACGACAAUUCAUGGAAUAUUGAAUAUUGUCAUUUUUGUUGCACUUAUUUGUGUUAUAAUCAGUGCUGGCGUGUCUGACGACGGAAAAGCUAUUGAUAAUUCAGGAAUAGAGUCAAGCGCUGCUGUCACUGCUUUUCAUACUCGAAAUGCAGCUCUUGUGUUUUCAGCAGCCGGCCUUUUCUUCAUUGUUCUUGAUACUAUCCUUCAUGUCAGCCGUCUUGUAUAUCAUUUUCCAGCUAUAUGUGAUCUAGCUUUCAUUAUUGUUAUGCUUGUACUUGCUGUCGUAUAUCUUAUUCUUGGAUGUUGCGCAGCAGUAUGGGAACAAAAAGCACGAGAUACACUUGGAGUCGCUGGUGUAUUGCAGCAUAAAGGUGCGGCUGCAUCUGCUGCGUUCUUUUUAUUUGUGGCUAUGGUUGCUACUGCUAUCGAUUUUGGCUUACGAUUGGCCAUUAAACCACAACAACGAUAUAAUCCUUCUUCUGUUAUAAAUAAAGGUGCUUACGAUCCUCAUGUCGAUCCAGCUGGUACACCAAAAUUCUAA